Molecule: messenger RNA, 3184 nt
Organism: Eucalyptus grandis
Lineage: Eukaryota; Viridiplantae; Streptophyta; Magnoliopsida; Myrtales; Myrtaceae
Product: disease resistance protein RPV1
Exons: 5
Coding region: 75-3029 (984 amino acids)
Biological process (GO): defense response; signal transduction
Molecular function (GO): ADP binding
Source: RefSeq, a predicted model, not a curated record
UUGGCCAUUCUCUGAAAAACCCAGGUAGAGUGAAAACUGGACGACGAAAGAUUGAAUUGAAGUCGGAAACUACUAUGGCUGAUUCCCGAAGCAGAAAACGGAGAGAAGUCGCGCCCAGUUUUGGCCGAGAAGGCGAGUCAAGAAAACAGGAGAAGCUAAAAUCAGGGGCAGAAUCGAGUGUUGCUGAAUUAUCUGACCUCGUCGAAGAUAAACCAGCGAGGCUGAAUCAAGAUGAUGUGAUCCUGAGUUACCUUGGAUCGGAUAGUCCCAUUGGAUUCGUUGGUUCCCUCUGUCGCUGCUUGGAAGCUGACGGAAUUCACGUUUUCAUAGUUUGCGACAUCCCAUUUAUUCUACCCGAAGAGCUUCGGCUAUCGGUCUCCAGCUCCAACAUCUACAUACCUAUCUUUUCAAAAGCCUAUGCUUAUAGCUCCGAGUGCCUUGAGACGCUCGCACUCAUGGUAGAACACAUGUCUAGAUCAGGAGGGAAGAAAGUGAUCCUGCCCGUUUUCUACGAUGUGGAACGGUCUGAUGUGCAGCUGGACCAAAAAUCACGCUACAGAGACGCCCUGGACGCGCACAAGCAGAGAUUCGGCGAUGAGAAAGUCAAGCUGUGGGAGAAGGCUCUUGUGGGGGCUGGUAAAGUCAAGGGAUGGGAACUAAGCUCAUAUAAAAGUGAAAAGGAACUUAUCACAGCCAUCGUCGGAGAAAUUUUGUUUAAGCUGAUGAUAGCACACAAUCAUGUGUCUGAGGAUCUAUCCACUGGUGAUAAUCCCAUGUUAUCUGACAGGACCUCGGAGCUUGAAGACAGUCAAGAAUCGAAAAUAAUGGAAUUAUUGGAACUGGAAGUAAGCGAUGUACGAAUUGUUGGAAUCCAUGGGAGAGAUGGCAUUGGAAAGACUGCUCUUGCCAAGAUCAUAUAUGAUAAAAUAUCCCUUCGCUUUGAUGCUUGCAGUUUUCUUGCUGAGAUUGAAGAAACAACGCGGCAACCUGGAGGUGUUCACUAUCUUCAAACCAAGUUGAUCCAUAAUAUUUUAAAAAGAGAGCAUGAGGUUGCUUCUGCUUUCGAAGGAGUACGAUUUUUGAAAGAGAUAUUUAGGAGUAUGAAAGUUCUUAUUGUUCUUGAUGAUGUGGAGAAGGCAUCCCUCCUCAAGGAGUUUGUAGGAGCUAAGCUUGAUUGGUUUGGUUGUGGAAGUAGAGUAAUUGUCACCUCAAAAGAAAGCAGAGUUCUUCAAGGGUUUGUUGCUCGAGGGUUGGCUCAUACUUACAAUGUUAAUCUGAUGGAUGAUAAUGGAGCUUUCAACUUUUUCUGGCAGUAUGCUGCAAACGGAGAGAAAGAUGAACUACGAUCUUAUGUUAAAAUUGCAAUCGAAAUAGUGAAGGCUGCGAAGGGACUUCCACUGCUUGUCAAAGUUUUUGGUUCUUUUUUGCAACAUAAAGGACUGGAAGAAUGGAUUAAAUUCAAAGAUCUCACGCAACAAUUUCAGGAAGAUUACCAGAAGAUUCUGAGUGCAAUUUAUGAUACUUUAGAUGAAGAUCUAAAGCUGACGUAUCUUAAUCUUGCAAGUUUUCCCCCUGAUGUGGAUUUUCGGAUUGCCUCACUCGUUUUGUGUUGGCUUCCUCAUCCUCAUCCGAUCAUUUGGCCUCAUCAUUAUAAUUGUCGUGAUGAAGUCAGUGUCCUUUGUCGAAUAUCCCUAAUAGAAAUGGACGAAAAUAAAUUAGGCAUGCACAGCAUGCUAAGGUGCCUUGCCAGGGAGAUUGUCGACGAACGUUUCCACGAUCCAGGAACAGGUGCUGGAUUGUACGGUCCUGCCAUAGCCCAGGACAGGAAGAAGGGGAAAAGGAAAAGAGACCACCUGGAAACUAAAGAGGCAGGCUGUGAGAUCUUGCCGAGCACGACUUUUCUCAGCUUGGGUCGCGCCAAUAUUGGUAGACAAUUUGCAGGUGCCUUGUCGAACGUUUGGUGGCUUCAGUGGCAAGGGUGCCCUCAAGAUGCGAUCAGCAUGCAUUUAGAGAAGAAUGAGAACCUAGUUAUUCUUGAUCUUUCCUGGAGUAAGGUUACAGAGUCCUGGGCAGGUUGGAAUAGAAUAAAGAUGGAGCGUUUGAAAGUCUUGAAUCUUACAGGUUGUGGGGACUUAUUAAUUACCCCCAGCUUCUCCUGUUGCCCAAAUUUGGAGAUACUGAUUUUUGAGCUGUGUUCUCGAUUGGUUCAUUUAGAUCCUUCAAUUAAUUAUCUGAAGUGUUUGGUUACCUUGAAUUUGAAGUUCUGCUCUGAACUUAGCAUGUUGCCAGCGGAAAUGGGUGGGAUGAAUGCUUUGGAAGAGCUCCUGAUUGAUGGCACUUCCAUACGAGAACUUCCUGCAUCGAUAGGCAAACUGGUUCAACUGCAAAUUCUUAGUGCCACUAAUUGCUUGUCAUUGGUUCGCUUUCCUAGUUCAGUUUGUGAACUUAAAGCUCUUUCAGAGCUAGCCUUGGAUAACGCGAAAAUUCUUGAACUCCCUGAGUCAAUAGGAGACUUGGGACAUCUUAGACGCUUGUCUUUGAAGGACUGUCAUGGGCUUGGAAAGCUUCCGGAAUCCAUUGGCAAAUUGGGGCACUCACUAGAAAAGUUGGAUAUUUCAGGUACAAGUGUUUCGAGUUUGCCCGAUUCAACUAAAAACCUGCGCAGAUUGAAAGUGCUGAAAUUGGAUUCUUGUUUCAUAAGAGAAUUUCCUCUUUAUAUUGGAAAGUUGAUUUCCCUGGAAGAAGUACAUGCCUCCUGGUGCAGGAGUUUGGAGGGAAUCUUUUCAAGUGAUAUUGUGCGCCUAUAUUCUCUCAGAGAACUGAGGCUUCGAGGUACUCGUAUAUCGAGCCUUCCAUCAGAAAUACAGUUCUUGCCAAGACUUCAGACUCUAGAUUUGCUACACUGCGACUUUCUCAAAGAGUUGCCUACGCUUCCCCGUAACCUAACGAGCCUUGAUGUCGAUCACAACUUGAAGCAAAAAAUGUUAGGAUCUUCAAAUUUCAGCCGUUGGUGGCAUUUAUUGCAAUAAGUAAUACAGUGUUAGUUUGGAUCAGAUUGUUUGAGUGUUGUCAUUUGAUGUGGUUCGUAGGGUUGGUUACAUUAUGCUCCAGGCAAUUAUAGAAUUGUGUCAACCUACUCUUCUCAAUUGAAUAUGUUCCCGCUUGCUUAAAUUUCUAGUAUUCA